Messenger RNA from Danio aesculapii, 405 nucleotides. RefSeq lists its product as uncharacterized. The transcript is spliced from 4 exons. The record is from RefSeq and is a predicted model, not a curated record. Lineage: Eukaryota; Metazoa; Chordata; Actinopteri; Cypriniformes; Danionidae.
AUGGUUGAUAAAGACCAGGCUGAAAUCAAUGCCAUCCGUAAGGUGUUCAAUGAGUCAGACAUUCUCCUUUGUUGGUACCAUGUAAUGCAAGCAGUAACUUGUUGGCUGUCAAAAUCUGAAUCUGGUGUAAGUGGACCUGAAAAGGCAGAUUCAAGAGCGCACAUCAUGCAGUUUAUGUCAGAGAUGACAUGCUGUUCAACGGUGCACAAGAAUUUAAAGGAAAAGGCUUAGAUGUUUCACUGCCAGUUUAGGAACUUCAAAUAUUGCUGCAAGUACUUCAGGAACCACUGGGAGACAAUUGGUCAUCUCUGGUCUAACUUUGCAAGAUGCUAUAAACAUGGAGACUCUGACACAAACAAUCUAUUAGAACGACAUGGACACACAACUGCAAGCCCAUACCAAUAA